AUGGCAUCAGUCUCUAGUGCAUCCUCAGCCAUCUGCGGCAUCGACGUCGGCUCGGAGAACUGCUACGUCGCCGUCGCCCGCCUCGGUGGCAUUGAGAUCCUACUGAAUGAGUACUCCCAACGAUCAACCCCCUCCUAUGUCGGUUUCGGCGGGAACCAGCGCGAGCUGGGCGUCUCCGCCAAGCAGAAGCAGAUGAUGAACCUCAGCAACACCUGCGUGGCGCCCACGCUCCUCAUCGGUCGUCGCUACGAUGAACUCGAUCUGAACUCGAUUCCCUACCGGGUGGAGAAGGACGCCGAGGGAAUGCCCGUCGUGGUGGUCAACCACAACGACGAGGAGCUGCGCCUCUCCCCCACGCAGGUGCUGGCGAUGCUCUUCACGAAGCUGCGCCAAAUCGCCGGCAACGUCGUUGACUGUGUGAUCAACUGUCCGAACUACUUCACCGAGGUGCAGAAGCGGGCGCUGAUGGACGCCGCCUCCAUUGCCGGCCUCAAUCCUCUGAAGGUCAUUCCCGACAUGACGGCAGUGGCGCUCUACUACGGCUUCUACCGGGCCGCCUCGGCUGGCACCGAGUUCAGCGUGGUCGCCUUCGUCGACGGCGGCCACACCUCGACGCAAGCCUCGGUGGUGCUCUUCAACCACAAGGAGAACACCAUGCACGUCCUGGACACCGAGUACGAGCCGACCGUCGGCGGGAAGCACUUUGACGAGGUGCUCGCCAACCACUUCAUCGCCGAGAAGAAGCUGCAGCUGAACAAGCGCGCCCGCUGCCGUCUGCUCGCCGAGUGCGAGAAGGUGAAGAAGCAGAUGUCGGCCAACUCCAAUGAGCUUCCCAUCAACAUUGAGUGUCUGCAGGACGACCGCGACUUCUCCGCGCGCAUCGACCGCACCAAGUUUGAGGAGCUCUCCACGCCGCUCCUCGAGAAGGUCCACCAGACGCUGGCCACGCUGCGUCAGCGAGCCCAGGAGAAGUACGACAAGGACUUUGCCGACAAGUUUGGCGCCUUUGCCGUCCACUCGGUGGAGAUUGUCGGCGGCAGCAGUCGCAUCAGCGCAAUCAAGCGCAUGAUCAAGGACAUCUUUGGCGUGGAGCCGUCGACGACGCUGAACGCCGACGAGGCGGUCGCCCGCGGCUGCGCCCUCCAGUGCGCCAUUCUCAGCCCCACCUACAAGGUGGCCAAGGAGCUGAAGAUUCUCGAUUCUCUUCCCUACCAGAUUAACUUUAAGUACACCCAAGGGUUUGAAGACUUCAAGACGGUCAACGCUCUGUACCCGCGAGGCCACCAGUACCCGUUUACCAAGCAGAUAUCUCUGUCCGUUCACAAGUUGCCCAUCACCAUUUGCUUUGAGUACGUCGACGAGAAUGGGCAGAAUGUGACCAGUUCGGCAUAUGAGAUUCGCCACCCUGACGGCGGUGAUGCCGUUGAACUGCUGUCAAAGAACAGCAUCAAACUGCGCGUCCGUGCCGAUGUCAACGGCGUCGUGCAGAUUCACUCUGCCUCGGUGCAGUACGAGAAGCUGGAGAGUGUGCCCAUGGACACUGCCGCCGAGGGCGAGAAGAUGGAGACGGACGAUUCGGCGGCGGCAGCGGCUUCCCAAGCCUCUGAAUCAGCUGAGGCCGGCGCCGAGGCGGAGCCGAAGCGCAAGUCUACCAAGCCCAAGAUGGCCACCAUUGAACUGCAAUCCAUUCCGCGCUUUGAGGUGGGCAAGUUCUCCAGCACCGACCUGGUGAAGUUCCAGGAGCAGGAGAGCAACCUCAUUCUCGCCGACAAGAACUGGAAGGAGAAGACGGACGCGAAGAACGCCCUCGAGGAGUUCAUCUACGAGUGGAGAGACCGCCUGGAGUCGGGCAGCUACGACCCCUUUGUCCACCCCGACGCCAAGGGCCCCUUUCAGGCGAAGCUGGAGGAGAAUGAAAAGUGGCUCUUUGAGCAGGAGGAGGAGGACCGCAUGCACUCGAAGAGCGUCUACGACGAGCGGACCAAUGCGAUGAAGUCCACCUACGCCGAUGGCAUUCUCACGCGCAAGCGAGAGUACGAAAACCGACCGCGCGCCAUGGAGCAGCUGGGCAGUCGGCUGCAGAUGUCCCGCAAGCUCAUCGAGGGCAGCACCGACGCCGACGAGAAGGAGGAGGUGGAGAAGUUCAGCAAGGAGAUUGAGGAGAAGCAGCACUGGCUGGACGACGCCAUGGGCAAGCUGAACAACAUCAGCACCUACGAUGAUCCGCCGGUGAAGGUGGACGCCAUUGCCCAGCAGACGGCCGCCGUCGAGGCCUCCAUGGUCAGACUGAACAACAGCCGAAGUCGUCGGGCGGAGCAGAAGCGCAAGGCAGAGGCGGACGCUGCGGCGAAGAAGGCUGCUGAUGCUGCUGCUGCCAGAGCUGCCGCUGAGGCGAAGAAGAAGAGUAAGACUGCUGGAGGAGGGAAGGGAUCAGAUGUGGUGGACGGCGAUGUGCCUCCUGCACAGAAUGGCUCCGAGAAGAUGGACGUUGACCACGAGAACGGCUCUGCGGCGCCGGCUGACGGAGCCGAAGCGGCCACUGCUACUCCUUCCGCUUAA
Rhagoletis zephyria (snowberry fruit fly) is the source of this 2559-nucleotide messenger RNA. NCBI's taxonomy places the organism in Eukaryota, Metazoa, Arthropoda, Insecta, Diptera, Tephritidae. The record is from RefSeq and is a predicted model, not a curated record.